AUGAAAUCUUCACAUAUAGCUUUAAUAUGCAUAGUCAUGUUCUCUCUCUUCGCUCUACAUGAGAGUAGAAUGGAGGGUGGAGCUAUACAUAGAUCGAUGCUCAAUAUUACAAUACCACCGUGUAUCAAAACCUUUUGCAAGGUACUAACAUUUGAAAAGCAUUGUUGGUGUUGUUUCGGACCGAGAGCUAAGAAAAAACUUUGUUGGAAUGAACAAAAAUAUCCUAACGCCAAAGAGCUAUGCUACGCUGGGUGUAUAAUAGAAUAA
This is a messenger RNA of Arabidopsis thaliana (thale cress), 267 nucleotides long. Its product is annotated as EMBRYO SURROUNDING FACTOR-like protein. Bases 1 to 267 code for a protein of 88 amino acids. Gene Ontology annotation, biological process: suspensor development. The transcript is spliced from 2 exons. Lineage: Eukaryota; Viridiplantae; Streptophyta; Magnoliopsida; Brassicales; Brassicaceae. The record is from RefSeq and is marked reviewed.